Messenger RNA from Onychostoma macrolepis, 4631 nucleotides. RefSeq names its product unc-51 like autophagy activating kinase 1a (gene ulk1a). Lineage: Eukaryota; Metazoa; Chordata; Actinopteri; Cypriniformes; Cyprinidae. Gene Ontology annotation, molecular function: ATP binding; protein serine/threonine kinase activity. Gene Ontology annotation, biological process: protein phosphorylation. The transcript has 28 exons. The coding region runs from base 391 to 3141 and encodes 916 amino acids. The record is from RefSeq and is a predicted model, not a curated record.
GUGCGGACAGUGCGGUAGUGCGCAUGCGCGUAAUGCACACGCAAGUUUCAAGCUUUGUUUGGAAAGUGACGACCAAAACAGCGCAGUAUACGACUCUGAACCCGAGGCGUCACGACCAAGACAGUUUCCCAAUCUAAUUUAGUACACUUGGUUACAUACUUUUGAACAAAGUGUUAACAUAAUACGAUCAAGAUGACAGUGACUUUGUUUUUAUUAACAAGUAGGUAGCGAAUGCCGAUCAUGACCGAAGUGUCAGAUUGUUUGGGCACAAAGCAGCGGAGGGGAAGCGAUAUUCGGGUCCAGUUGUCCUGUGUCCUGCUCACACGGAUCACUCACACCCUGACCUCUCUCACCUGUGGAUUUACUGAGCGGUUUUAAAGUCUAUACGCGAUGGAAAUCGUUGGAAAAUUCGAGUUCAACAGGAAGGACUUGAUAGGACACGGCGCUUUUGCUGUGGUGUUCAAAGGAAGACAUAAACAGAAACAUGAUUUUGAAGUGGCGGUGAAAUGCAUUAACAAGAAAAACCUCGCCAAAUCACAGUCCCUCCUAGGAAAAGAAAUAAGGAUAUUAAAGGAGCUGAAACAUGAGAACAUUGUCAGUUUGUUGGACUUUCAGGAGAUAUCGGGAUGUGUCUAUCUUGUCAUGGAGUACUGCAAUGGAGGAGACUUGGCCGAGUAUUUACACUCUAAAGGCUCUCUGAGCGAGGACACGAUCCGUGUGUUGCUGCAGCAGUUAGCGGGAGCCAUGAGUGUUUUAAGGAGUAAAGGCAUCAUCCAUCGUGACCUGAAGCCCCAAAAUAUUCUUCUUUCAUACAGCACUGGGCGCAGGUCCAACCCCAACAACAUCUGCAUCAAGCUGGCUGAUUUUGGCUUUGCACGGUAUCUGCAGGGAAACACGAUGGCUGCUACACUCUGUGGCUCUCCAAUGUACAUGGCUCCUGAGGUCAUCACGUCUCAGAAUUAUGAUGCCAAAGCUGACCUGUGGAGUGUAGGGACCAUCAUCUACCAGUGCUUGACUGGCAAAGCCCCAUUUCAGGCGAGCACUCCUCAGGAACUGCGGCAGUUCUAUGAAAGAAACCGGAGCCUGAGUCCCAGUAUUCCACGGGAAACCUCCAGUCACCUCAGGCAUCUUCUACUUGGGUUGCUGCAGAGGAACCACGGGGAACGCAUGGACUUCGAUGAAUUUUUCCACCAUCCUUUCCUGGAGGCUAGUACAUCCAUGAAGAAAUCCUCUCCAGUGCCCAUGCCCACCUAUCCCAGCUCUGCCUCCAGGAGCUCCAGCAGCGGUUCCUCAACCUCUCGCCUCACUCCAACUCAGUCUGAAACUGAAGCUCCGAGGCCCCUCCCUCAAACAAACCCCACACCAUCUCCAGGUUCCCUGCUGAAAGACUCAUCUUCCUCAGACUCUGAUGACUUUGUAAUGGUGCCGGCUCAGUUCACCAGUGAACUAGUCAGUGCAGGAGGGCAGGACAGUCUGAUGCGCAGCGGAAGCUCACUGAUGUGUGUGGGUCGAACACCAUCAUCCUCCCCAUCUGUCAGAGCCACCCCAAGCCCUUCCAGGCCUCUGGAGUCAUGUGCCAGUAGUUAUGCUCAGUCCGUGCCUGUUCCAGUGCCGACACAAAAGCACAACUACCAGAGGAUGGAGCAGAACCUACAAGUGUCUGACAGGACAGCAGCACCUGUACAACACAGCUGCUCAAAUGGGGUUCCAAGAUGUGGGAGAAUCGGGUGUUCUCCAGAAUCAGGAGGAUUCAGACCAUAUUUACCCUCCCCACAGGUGGGAAAUGUUCCUGAAACACCCAAUCAGCCUGAAUCUGUUGGCAGCAGGACAGGGUUGCAUACCGCAGCCAUUGACAAAAACCUCACUCACAGACUCAGGGGUCAUCGGCACAAUCCAGAAUCUGUUGUCCACAGAUGGGAUUUGUGUCGGCGACCUAUCUCUGGUCAAACUCCAAGUACAGCGCUGGUUCAGAGAGGCCUGAUCACCCGAAACAAGACCAUGUCUGACCUGAAAAAUCUGGCACAGUUCCCGGCUACAGGGCCCCGCGUGCCACUUCUCAGGCCAGCGGAAAGAAGGGACACCGUCAAAAGGUCAUUAAGUACCGGGCGUCUCUCAGAUAAGCUGCUGAAGGCUGUAUUUGGACAUCAGUUUGACAGUGGCAGCUGUGAGAGCUUAAAUUCAGAGAAACCCAUGGACACAACAGCACCCCCUGGUGUCAGUGAUGGCACAGAGCCGGGCUCAAGCAGUCCUGCUGGAGUUGUGUUCAUGCUGGGCUCUCCUGAAUAUGGACACACACCUCCUCACGCCACUCGACCUAGACGCUUCUCAGUGGGCACUCCCAGCCCAACAAGCCCUGGCUGGACCAACGGUCAUUUGCACGAGGCUUACAGCUCGCCUGAUAGUCUGCGAUAUGGUUACACAGAUGCCACGGCAACAAACCGAUGUGAGGGUGUGACCUUUGUGCCACCUGAACUGCCAGAAGAGACGCUCAUGGAGGAGGGGCAUACAGACUUGCUGAGCCAACUACGCUUCAUUUUAGCCUUUGCCCACUGCAUCACAGAGGUCGCUGGAACAAAGGACAGUGGGAUUGAAAGAAAUAUGACACUUGAUGCUUCAUUCUUAGAGCAGAGCGUGGUGGCCGACCAAAUCAGCCUGCUGAGCCAUGAGUGGAGCUCUGCAGAGCAGCUGGUCCUGUAUAUGAAGUGUGCUGAGCUGCUGUCCUCUGCACUUCACACAGCGAUGGCUGGGAUCAAAGAAGGCAAACUCUACCCAUCAGGAUCUGUUAAACAAGUAGUACGUAAGCUGAACGAGAUGUAUAAGAAGAGUGUGAACUCCUGCCGUUCUCUCACUGAGAAACUCCAGCUCUUCUUCAGCAGCAAACAAAGACUGAUGGACCGCAUCAACAGCAUUACUGCUGAGAGACUCAUCUACACACACACCAUUCAGACGGUACAGACGGCAGCACUGGAUGAGAUGUUUCAUUGUGGAGAAACCUCUGUAGAACGAUACCAUAAGGCCUUACUGCUGAUGGAGGGUCUGUCCUUAUUUAUUACAGAGACUGCAGAUCUAAACAAUAUCAACAAAUGUAAACAGUGUAUUGAGCGACGGCUCUCCUCCCUCCAGCCCAAAGGAUGUGUGUGAUGAACCCUCAUUGUUUUUGCUCUGCAUCAAACCCACAACAUCUACAUCUCAUUUCAUCCCAGUUGCCAUUUGAAAUUCUGUAAAAGGAAAAAUUCACACUCACCCACUCAUUAAAAAUGUGAUACUUGGCUUCCAAAGACAAAAAAGGUGAGAAAAGACUUUUUCAUAAUAGACAGAGAUGAAAUAUCUAUUGAUAUAUGUAUAUAUAAACAAAAGCAACAUCUGCAAACAUCUAUUUUGUUCAUUGUAAAAGAAUAUUGAGUGAAUCAAGUUGCAUCAUUGGUUGAAUAGAUGUCAUGUUUAAAUGCUUUGACUUUCGAAUUUACACCAAUGAGUGAUGGCACUUCCUCAGAGAUUAAUUUAAUCUUAGUACUACAAUGUUAAAGCCAGUGUUGGAGUCUGAAUGAGUAACAGCUUGGAUGCUUUUCAUUCUAUCAUACUAAAACAUGCCUGUAGCAUUAGUCUCAUGAAGUUACAAGGAAUGAUCCUGUUUUUGAUGACUUAUUCUGCAUGUUUUUGCAUGAUUCUGAGGAAAUUAUGGUUAUCUGCUGUAUCUGAAGGGAAUUAAUUCUAAUAAUGACUAAUAAUUAAACCUCUGUGGCCACCAAACCAUUGUUGAAAUAGCAGCCGGUGGUGGAUGUGUAGUAUUCAGUGUUACAUCUGUAAGGCUCUAAUGUGGCAAUUGACCAAAACUGUGGCAAACCUUUGUAGACCUACUGAUAAAGACUGUCAUUUUCAUAUGUUGUCAUAUGAGGUUGGGAAAAAAUACUUGAGAUUUGUAUUAUAUUGACAAUCGUGUGUGUAAAACAGUGAUGCACUUUAUAAACACAUUUGCCUUCUGGAUGCCUAAAAAGAACCACUGCAGAGACAAGCCUAAUGGCUCAUUUUGGGUUAAUUAACACCUGAAAGUCAAAGGAAAUGCAAUACAAAGACAGUCAAUAUCUUGUGUGUAGCAUUUUAUAUUUAUCUGUUUUAGCUGUCUGUCUGAAAGUGGUGUUUUAGUUUUCAGUUUGCUUUAGAAUCUAUUGCAAGUAAAGGACUUUUGCACAGUUUGCUGGGAUGACUAGGUCUCUAGUUUUUGUAGUGAUUUGAUAGUGCCUUAAAUGACCUAGCUGGUUUAAUCUUACUGGACACCUUUUGAGACUUACAAUCUGUUAUACUUCCAGCAUUUCAUAUCAUAUUCAUUCAUUACUUGCACUAUUGUUGCAUUUUCCAAUGGCGAUAACUCUAAAGGUGAUUUUUGACUAAGGCAUUUAGUCAGAAUUGUGUGGUAAAAUGAUUGUGAUGAAUGCAUACAAACAUUUUUUUAAAUAACCGUGAUGUUAAAUUGAGGACAAUUAACAAUUUUGUAUAUGUCGUUACAGUAUUUAUGAUGUGUUUUCUGGUAUUUUUGUCUUUUUAUUUCCAUUCGCAAAGCCAAAAUGAAAAAUAUGUGCAGAAUGCAUGUGGUAUGGGUGUGUGUAAUUGAAUAAAUUUCACUUUUAUAUUUA